GUAAUAUAUGUAAAUAUUACAUUCUCUACUAAAGAACCUCCCCGUAAGGGGCCGGCAGGAAGAUCGGGGGUGUGAAAGUAGAGAGGGAGUGAGAGGGUGCAGAACCCCACCCCCGGGGGGGGUUUCCGUUGUCCAUGCUCAUCGAUUCAUUCAUUACUUUUAAAAAAUUAUUUGUUCUUCGUUAGUUGUCAAUUUUUUUUUUUUUUUUCACUCUGUCAGCCAUUAAUUAAAGUAUGAUGGAUGGCCAUGGGCGUUACUCUCAAUCACCUAGCUGUUGCUGUCACAGCUUGCGAGCUCGCUGGCUUACUUGAUGCCUUCUGGAUGAACCGGAAAGCCUUCUUCGAAUUUCCAUUUCCAUAUUUUGCAUCCCGCCCAAACAAUAAUCCUCUCCUCGUUUGCUCCUCUCUGUCUGCAACCCUAAUUAAAUCCUAAUAGUCAGCUUCUUUGAAUUGCGAGAUGCGAGGAAAUUUUAAAAUCCUCCCCCCACUACCAGCUAUAUAAAUAAAUUCUUCAAAUAAUUAUAUAUAUAUUUACUCGUUUUCUUAGUGUCAUUUUUUUCUCUGCAAUCUUUCUUUCUUUAGUCAACACCUAUAGUUCUCUGGUUUCCUCAGAUACGUGUUGUUUGCUGUGCUGUGCUGUGCCCCUCAUCCUUCCCAUCACUUUUUUGUUUGUUUAAUUAUUUUCUAAAUAUAUAACGCUAAAUCUCUCUUAUUUUGGUUUAAUAUCAUAUGUGAAUAUGAUGAGGGUUGACUUCAUGAAUUCUCACGGAAGAGGUGGUGGCGCAUAUCAUAUAAAGGGCGGGGGUUACUGUUCUCUUUUCCAGCAUAGCUUCAAUCGAUCUCUCUCCCUCUCUACCGCAUUGGCUUUGGGGUUUUAAACCUCAGCUUUGCUCUCCAGAUCAUACCUGCUAUUCAAUUAAUUUCGCCACUCUUUGUUUGCUCCUCAGUCCGAUUUGCGCUGCAGGUCAUUGUAUUCACUCACAAACUUCACAAUCUCAGCAGGAUGGCAUCUUCUUUGGUAAACUGGGAAAAGAAAAUGAAGAGGACAGAAUCAAAAAAAUCACAUUCAUGGUGGUGGGAUAGUCAUAUCAGUCCAAAGAACUCAAAGUGGCUUGCAGAGAAUCUUGAGGAGAUGGACCUGAGAGUGAAACGGAUGUUGAAGCUGAUCGAAGAGGAUGGAGAUUCACUUGCUAAAAAAGCUGAUAUGUAUUAUCAGAAGAGGCCGGAAUUGAUCUCUCAUGUUGAGGAGUUCUACCGCAUGUACAGGUCGCUGGCUGAGCGUUAUGAUAAUGUCACAGGAGAGCUGCGAAAAAAUAUCCCAUCAGAUCUACAAUCCCAGGGUUCCGGUGUCUCUGACAUUAGCUCUGAACCUGUUUCUACGUGCCCUUCUCCUGAGCGAAAACAAGGUCAUCGAAAAUCUAGUCACCGAGCUGCUGGUUUUGAUGUCUUUCUUGGCUCUGGUGGAAGCAGCUCUGAUGUGUACACUAAAGAAGAAGAUGAAUCAUCAUCAUUGUUGGAUUCUGAGUCAGAAUCUGAUGAAUCUUCUGUUAACAAUUACCCAGGCCAACUGGGAAACAACGGUGACCAAGAACAGCGCAUGAAAAUAAUUGAACUUGAGGCUGAGCUUCGUGACAUGAGGGAGAAGCUCCAAUUGCUACAGGCAGAGAACGCAGAUGGGUCAUUGGCAGGUGCCAAAAAUGAGAAUAGUUCUGAAAAUCUGCUUGUUAGAAUAGCAAAUUAUGAUGAAGAGCUAAAGGUUGCGAAAGAGAAGAUUCGGGUUUCAGAAGAAGAGGUUUCUAGGUUGAAGAUUGAGCUUCAGAAAUAUGGGUCCUCAGAAUUCAGUGAUAAACUGCUGGCAGGAGAAACAUUGCAGAAAGAUGAGGCCAAGCAAGAAUUGGAGGAAGAACAGGUAUUGGGAUUUCAAGAAAGAAGUGAUCCAGAUGUGACCGAUCACAAGAUUCAGAUGCUAAUGGAAGAGCUUAGAGUCACCAAAGAAAGGCUUCAAGAUUCAGAGAAAGACAUUGCUAAGCUGCAAGGUCUGGUUGAUUUGGCUGAAAAAGGUAUAGCAACGUGGAGACACAAACUUGAUGCAGAGAAAAGAGAGGUUUCAAAGCUGCAGGAAAGAGUUGCGAGGUACAAGACCAGUUUAUUGGACAGGAAUAAUGAGAUCAGGGAAUUGAAAGAAGCCCUUUCUGAUGCCGACCAAGGCUUUUCUGUUGAGAAAAUACAGCUCCAUGCCAAAAUCUCGACACUGUCGGAGGAGCGUAAUCGCCUUGAAGAGAGGCUCAAAGAGUGGGAACUACGCUGCCGUUAUUUAGAGGAGGAGGUCAGGCGUGCAGAGACUGGAAAAUCACAAAUUGAAAACAUGCAUGGAGCCACGGAGAGAAGGCUAAGCGCUGAAAUUGAAUGCUUGAAGGCAGACAUUGUUGAGAGAAAUGGUCAGGUGGAAGAUUUGCACAAGAGCCUGGAUGCUUUGAAGCUGAAAUAUGACACGCUUGUAUCAGAGAGAAACGACCUUAAUGCAAAAGUACUUUGUCGAAAUGAUCGGAUUUAUCAAAUGGAGAAGCAUUUGAACAUACUACAAUCAGAGCGAGACGAGCUGUGCUUGAGAGUUGGGAAACUGGAAGAGGUGAUUGAGAAGCAGAGAGUUGCAAUCUUGGAGCGAGCAGAGGAGAAAAGGGAAGCAAUUCGGCAGCUUUGCUUCUCCCUCGAGCAUUAUAGGAACAGGUAUCAUCGGCUUCGAAAAGCUUUUAUGGGGCACAAGCGGCUUCCAAUUACAGCAUCCUAAUUUCAGCAUGUAUUCGUUUUCUUCAGCUAAUUUUCUUUUCUUUUAGAUAAAGAAAUUAGCGUGUAAAACUGUGAUGUUGGACGCUCCCUCUCCCUCCCAAAUGAUAAGCGUUCAUUUCUAUCAUCUGCUGUUGUACUUUAUCUAGAAAUUACCAGCUGAAUUUUCUUACUGGUGUUGCAAUUGUGGGUUGUUUGUGCCAAAAAAUUAUUAUUAUUAUUAUUAUUAUUUGCUGGGUAUGAUUUAUUUU
This is a messenger RNA of Malania oleifera, 3034 nucleotides long. Its product is annotated as protein NETWORKED 4A. Gene Ontology annotation, molecular function: actin binding. Gene Ontology annotation, cellular component: vacuolar membrane. NCBI's taxonomy places the organism in Eukaryota, Viridiplantae, Streptophyta, Magnoliopsida, Santalales, Ximeniaceae. Bases 1003 to 2787 code for a protein of 594 amino acids. The record is from RefSeq and is a predicted model, not a curated record. The transcript has 4 exons.